UGCCCAGUGACGCAGAGACGUCAGCAGUCGGUGGGCGGAAAAGCGGUAGUGUGUUUCUGUAAGUGCAGAUAAAGGCGAACCGGGUGUUUUUUUUUAUCAAGUCCUUUCAUACAGGGAUAACGUACGACUUUAGUUCCGAGCCUGGUGAAAUGGCGGUUCCUGCGGGUCAGACGGACGUCCAGAUGGACCGCGGCGCUCUGAGCGGCCAGACGGUUUCCUCCGAAAACAACAUAGACAUCGACGAGAAAGAGUUGGAAAACAUCACAAAGAAACACCGAGAAGAAGACACGGCGACGCUGCCUCUGCACUCGCCUUGGACGUUUUGGCUGGACAGGUCACUGCCCGGCACCACAGCAGCAGAAUGUGAGUCCAACUUGAAGAAGAUCUACACAGUGCAAACUGUUCAGAUGUUCUGGAGUGUAUACAACAACAUCCCUCCAGUCACAGCCCUGCCUUUGAGAUGUAGCUAUCACUUAAUGCGCGGAGAGCGGAGGCCGUUGUGGGAAGAAGAGAGUAAUGCAAAGGGAGGCGUAUGGAAGAUGAAAAUACCAAAAGAAAGCACUUCUGCAGUUUGGAAAGAAUUGUUACUCGCUACUAUUGGAGAGCAGUUUGCAGAUUACUGCGCCUCAGAUGAUGAGGUGGUUGGCGUCAGCGUUAGCGUCCGGGAUCGGGAAGAUGUUGUACAGGUGUGGAAUAGCGAUGCAUCUCUCGCUAAUGAAGCAAAUAUCUUGGGGAAAGUUUAUGAGCUGCUCCCGUACAUAUCUUUUAAAGCUGUUUUUUAUAAGUCUCACAUGGAGCAUCAUGCCUUUGAGGGAGGACGCUCAAGACAUUAGAUUCUACUGCCGCCCCACCCCCCCUUUUUUUUUUUCUUUUUUUUUUUAACCUGAACUCUGUUCCUGCCUUGGCGUGAAGGCACUGUCCACAACCUAAUCGAGGAUAUUAUUUUGCUCUCAACAAGGAAAUGUUAUCAAUCUAUUUUUAUAACUUUUAAUGACUGAUGCCUUGUUUCAUUUAAAUGUGGGUCCUAACAGCUCGAAACUCUCGAGAGAAUGUUUAUCCAGCGUAAAUCUCACCCCGAGUUCGUUACUUCACGUCGAUUUUUUGCCUUUCCUGCUACACUGAACUGCACUGCCACCAUGGUCCCGUCAUGUGCACAGACUGUGGACCUCGCAAUUUUAUUCCUGGUAGAGGUAGCAGCUACUUAACCUAGCUAGUUUCAGCUGUUGUGUAUGUUAGACGUAUGCAUUCAUGUCGUGUUUUAAUCAAGUCUGCUUUUUCAGUGCCAAAGCACUUUCCUGCCAUUUAAGGAGCUUGUAUCUUAAUGGUGAAGGUGUCGUUUGUAUUCAGCUGGACAUUUGCCACUUGGAUGGAGGUGGAUGUCCCAAUUGGUUUCUUGAAUCUUCAUCAAGUGUACAUCAAACUGAAAUCAGGGUAACAUUUCAAAGAUAUUGCACAUAGCUGCCAGUUCCCAUUAUGAUGUUAUCUAGUUAUAAAGCUGUCAUAUAGCACAGAUGUGACAUUCAAAGCCUGCAUAUUUGGCUUGUGAUUUUAUCUUUUCUUUUUUUUUUUU
Messenger RNA from Haplochromis burtoni (Burton's mouthbrooder), 1570 nucleotides. RefSeq names its product eukaryotic translation initiation factor 4E type 3. Gene Ontology annotation, cellular component: eukaryotic translation initiation factor 4F complex. Lineage: Eukaryota; Metazoa; Chordata; Actinopteri; Cichliformes; Cichlidae. The record is from RefSeq and is a predicted model, not a curated record. Gene Ontology annotation, molecular function: translation initiation factor activity; RNA 7-methylguanosine cap binding. The transcript has 7 exons. Gene Ontology annotation, biological process: translational initiation. Bases 150 to 833 code for a protein of 227 amino acids.